AUGUCGGUCGCAUCGAAAGCCACCAACGCGAGCACCGGCUUCCAGUUGCUCCGCAAUCCCGACAACCCGUCACCGGAUGAAGUGAGCGCUGCACUCAAACUUGUACGCUCUGGCGGUAUCACGCAUCCACAGACUGCCACCCCAGACCGUAGCCUCAGUAUCGCGUCUGUCUGCUCACCAUCGCGCUCGAUCAAGCUCGGCAUCUACGACCCUGCUUCUUUGUCGUCGACCGCACGUCGACCAGUGAUCCUCAACUGGCACGGUAGUGGAUUUGUCGUCGACCGCUUUGGUGCCGACGCGGAUGUGAACCGAUGGCUUGUCGAUGAACUGCGCAACGUGAGCGUGGUCGAUGCAGACUAUGCGAAAGCGCCUGAGCAUCGGUUUCCUGAGGGAUUGCACGAUGCUGUUUCAGCGCUGAAAUGGGUCGUGGCUCAACCGUGGUUCGAUGGCAAUCUCGUCGUCAAAGGUCACUCUGCUGGUGCGAAUUUCGCUGUGUGCCUCGCCUCGCGUACCAUCGCGCUCUCCCUCGGUGUCACCCCAGAGGAGUACUCUCACAUCAAGGCGUGUGUAGCACUCUAUCCUCCCACUGAUUCGUCCAUCCCGCUGCACCAGAAGCCCACCAACGAACACGGCGAGCUUCCAGGUGUCCCCAUGUCACCGCUCUCGGCGCAAAUCAUGCACUUUUUCUUCGGCGCCUACCUCGGCUGGGACGCACAGACCCAGCUGCAGAUGGGCCAGGAUCCGCGUGUCAGCCCUGCAAAAGCGAGCAUCGAGAGUUUCCAAGUUCCGUGCUACAUUAUCGCGUGUGAACACGAUCCGCUGGGCCCAGAGGCCAAGGCAUUCGCCCAGAGGUUGAUGCAGAGCGAUCAGAGGCACAAGUUAUAUUGCGCACAGGGGGUGGGACAUAGUUACGAGACCAGAAUUCCAGAUGUCAGACAUGACAACGUACUCCAGAGCGCUGGUGGCAAGACCAAGGUGGAAAGCUUCCAGUUGAUGCUCGACUUUAUCAGGGACAAUGUAGACACUGUGGAAAAACAGCUCGUCAAUCCAGUGUAG
Molecule: messenger RNA, 1056 nt
Organism: Mycosarcoma maydis (corn smut)
Lineage: Eukaryota; Fungi; Basidiomycota; Ustilaginomycetes; Ustilaginales
Exons: 1
Coding region: 1-1056 (351 amino acids)
Molecular function (GO): hydrolase activity
Source: RefSeq, a predicted model, not a curated record